ACCAUUUUUGACGCCAGAAAUGUACAUAUGGGCAUUAGACCAAGUUGGGGCAUGAAAAAAUUGUAUCGUCGCAAGACUAGGUCCGUGACGUCCGUCCAAGUUGCAAUUAGACUAGUCGUGCAACGAAACUAUCAACUCUAAGCACGGCUGUACCCUUCAAGUGACUAAUUCCCAACGAACAAUUUCUUGACGACGCUACAACUCCCUUGUCUUUCUACCGCUCAAGAAAUCUAGCUUGGCGAGCCUCCUACCCUUCCCGAGCAAAUGGCUCUCUGCAAGUCUGGUUCUCUCCGCAUCUUAGUUCUCCUCUUUCAGUUGCUAACCGUCCUGAUCCCCGUUGCAAGCCCACUCUAUUUCAACUUCGCUGGCAUUGAUCUCGACAAACCAAACAUAAGCUUCUCUGGCGACGCCUACUUUAACGUCAGAAACGUCCAACUGACCAAGAACCAGGCGGGGAAUGGGGCUAACCUUACCCAUAGCGUUGGAAGAGCCACAUAUUCCAAACCGGUGCCUCUCUGGGACAAAGCUUCAGGAACGCUUGCCAACUUCACAACAAAUUUCACAUUCGCUAUCGACGGCUUAGGAAAAAAUUAUAGUGCCGAUGGGCUUGCCUUCUUCCUCUCACCCAUCACUUCUAAGGCUCCACCGGAUUCAGCCGGUGCGGGUCUUGGACUAUUUUCAAGUUCUGGCAACGAAACAGAGGAGAGCAAGGUCGUGGCUGUCGAAUUUGAUAGCUACAAGAACCCUGCUGUCAAGGAUACGAGCGACAACCAUGUGGGCAUCGACAUAUGGUCGAUCAUUUCCAAAAACCAAGUGAACAUGUAUCCUAGCAUCAGAACGAAUUCACAGUUCAAUGCAUCCGUUAGUUACGAUGCUGUUGCUCAAAAUUUGAGCGUCUUCCUCAUUAAUGCUUCAAAUCCUCUGAGGAAUUGGAGCCUGUUUUAUGGUGUGGACUUGCGGAAAUACCUGCCUGAGAGCGUAACCAUUGGUUUCUCAGCUUCCACCGGGGACGAUUACGAGACGCAUAGCAUCUAUUCCUGGGAGUUCAAUUCCUCCAAUUUGGGUUCUCAAGAUCUUGCUCCCAGCCCUGGACCUACUCCAACUAAUGAAACUUUCGAAGCCAAGAAAAGGAGUAAGAUGAGCCUAGUCGUGGGGCUUGCUGUUGGUAUUGGGAUCUUGCUAUGUGGGUUGGGUUUGUUGUGGUCCGUAGUAUGGCGUAAGAGGGCCAGGGGAGGGAUGGAAGCACAAGAAGAAGAAGAAGAAGAAGAGAUGGCUCUUGAAUUGUCCCUCAAUAAUGCAUUCGAGAGAGGUGGCGGCCCUAGGAAAUUUUCUUAUACUGCACUCGCGAUUGCAACCAGAAAUUUUGUUAGGGAGGCAAAGCUUGGGGAAGGAGGUUUCGGGGAGGUUUACAUGGGCAUGUUGGAUGAUACAAAGCAAGAAGUGGCGAUCAAGAGGAUUUCUAGAGAUUCUAAGCAAGGGAAGAAGGAGUAUAUCUCAGAAGUCACGAUUAUAAGCCGGGUGCGGCAUCGCAAUCUUGUGCAGCUCAUCGGCUACUGCCAUCAAAAAGGCGAUUUAUUGCUUGUCUACGAGUACAUGCCGAACAAAAGCCUCGAUCGGCAUCUAUACGGCGAGGAGAGACUGCUAACAUGGCCCGAGAGGUACCGGAUCGCAUUCGGCUUGGCCUCGGCACUGCUCUAUCUUCACGAAGAGUGGGAGCAGUGUGUGGUCCAUAGAGAUGUCAAGCCGAGCAACGUGAUGUUGGAUUCAGGAUUCAAUGCUAAACUCGGUGAUUUUGGGCUAGCAAGGCUUGUAGAUCAUGACAGUAACAUGCAAACAACGGUUAUGGCUGGGACGAGGGGAUACAUCGCACCUGAAUAUGCUACCACAGGAAAAGCUAGCAAAGAAUCAGAUGUAUACAGCUUUGGAGUUGUUGUGCUAGAAAUUGCAUGUGGUAGAAAACCAAUUGAUUUAAAAGAGAAGCAAGACAAGGUGAAUUUGGUAGAAUGGGUUUGGGAGCUUUAUGGAAAAAACAUGUGUUUUACGGCAGUGGAUAAAAGGUUAAAGAUGGAAUUCGAUGAGAAACAAAUGGAACGCUUCAUGAUUGUAGGGUUGUGGUGUGCCUAUCCAGAUUACAACCUGAGACCGACAAUAAGACAAGCAAUUAACGUUCUCAAAUUUGAUGCUCCACUACCCGAUCUGCCACCCAAGAUGCCUGUAGCAAUGUAUUUUCCUCCAAUGGAUAUUUCUAACUUUAUCUCCGCAUCAUCAUCAUCCGGCGGACCUUCAGUUAGUAGCUACUCCUCAAGCUCCAACUCAAACAUUCGCAGAAGUUAUUUUGAGUAAGAAAUUAAAACAGGUUUUAAAGAUUGAGCUUUUUUUUUCUAGGAGGUUUGAUAUAUUAUGUUUAUCAUGUAACAUGGUGAGGAAAUUGCUUCUCCAUGCUAUCAUGUGUUCUUUACUAUCAAUUUUCCAAACUUUGUGAUGCUUUUUUACCCAAUUUACUGCUCAAGAUGCCUAUAACAUUGUCACAAGUCAUCUUUUACACUGCUGGCGGUGCU
This is a messenger RNA of Phoenix dactylifera (date palm), 2558 nucleotides long. RefSeq names its product L-type lectin-domain containing receptor kinase IX.1-like. Lineage: Eukaryota; Viridiplantae; Streptophyta; Magnoliopsida; Arecales; Arecaceae. Gene Ontology annotation, molecular function: ATP binding; protein kinase activity; carbohydrate binding. Gene Ontology annotation, biological process: protein phosphorylation. The record is from RefSeq and is a predicted model, not a curated record.